Molecule: messenger RNA, 2900 nt
Organism: Callorhinchus milii (elephant shark)
Lineage: Eukaryota; Metazoa; Chordata; Chondrichthyes; Chimaeriformes; Callorhinchidae
Gene: col8a2
Product: collagen, type VIII, alpha 2
Exons: 3
Coding region: 204-2276 (690 amino acids)
Molecular function (GO): protein binding
Source: RefSeq, a predicted model, not a curated record
CUCCUUCCCUCCCUCUCUCUCUCUCUCUCUCUCUGUGCUGUACUCUUCAAGUUCCAAACUAUGUUGGAGUAAGCUACCGAUAGAAACCCAUUCAGCAGAGCAACUAAGAGAAAUUCUACCAACACACCAAGAACUGCACGAAGCAAUUUUUCUUUUAAAACUGAAUCCCCGGUCAAACUGGCAAAGAUCGGCAGGUGAGGACCAUGUUAAACGUGGAGGUUUGUGUUGUGUUGUUGAUGGCCAGAAUUGGCUCUGUGCUCAGCGGAGGUUAUGCUCAAGCAAAAUACAUCCACCCGAUGGUUAAAGGACCACCUGGACCCCCAUUCAGAGAAGGCAAAGGGCAGUAUAUAGAAAUCCCAGUGAUUCUCCCUUCGGAGCUCAAGGGUGACAAGGGUGUUCCGGGAAUUCCGGGACCGAUGGGCCCUCCUGGAGCUCCUGGAAAACCAGGAAAACCGGGGAUCGGGAAACCGGGAACGCAAGGUCGGAUUGGCCCUUCCGGGCCACCGGGCUUCACUAGGUUUGGAAAGCCGGGAAUGCCGGGAAUCCCGGGUAAAGAAGGAGGCAAAGGAAUUCCUGGAACCAAGGGAGACACAGGAAUUAGAGGAGAGCCAGGACCCAGGGGCAUGUCAGGCCCUCCCGGGGUUCCUGGACCUUCAGGCUUUUCUGUCAACGGUAAAAUAGGACCACCAGGACGCGUUGGAGCCCCAGGGUUCAAAGGAGAACCGGGAGAAAAAGGAAAAGCCGGAAUUCCUGGGGCAGUUGGUCCUAAAGGUGAGCCGGGGUAUGGGAAGCCCGGCAUUCCCGGUCCGCGUGGGAAAGAAGGACCUCAAGGAAAACUCGGCCCCCCUGGGCUACCUGGGGCAGGAAAACCUGGGAUUAACGGAUUACCUGGCUUUCCUGGUGCAAAGGCGGAAGUGGGACGUAGGGGGGAGCCCGGCCCGUCCGGCCCCCCUGGGCCUGAGGGACCCCUGGGAAAGCCUGGCCUGGAUGGUAUCGGGAGACCAGGUCAAAAUGGAUUACCAGGGAUUCCGGGCGGGUUGGGGCAGAAAGGUGAACCUGGAAUACGAGGUCCCCCUGGUGCUCCCGGACCCCGAGGAUAUGCAAAGCCGGGAAUUAAUGGAUUCAAAGGUCAGCAAGGACCUCCCGGCAUCCCAGGGCCACCAGGAAUCAAAGGCGAUUUGGGAUUAAAUGGCAUAGCUGGCCCGCCCGGUCCUCACGGAGAGAGGGGGCUCCCAGGACAUGGUGGGCCCCAGGGACACAUGGGCAAACAUGGCUUUCCUGGACUUAAAGGUGAUAUUGGACCCGUUGGGCCAAUAGGACCUAAGGGAAUUCCUGGGAACCAAGGACAUAACGGGCUCAAUGGGAAACCCGGGGUCCCUGGCGAGAGAGGGUUACCAGGAUCUCAAGGUCCCUCGGGAUCAAUGGGCCCCAAAGGAGAAGCUGGACUGACAGGGCUUCCCGGGGUAUCGGGUUUGGUUGGACCUGUUGGACCUAAAGGAGAUCCUGGAUAUUCAGGGCAAACCGGCCCGAGGGGCUCGUCUGGAAUUCCGGGACUCCAGGGCCCAGUGGGGCCCACAGGACACAUAGGGUUACCGGGACCUAAAGGAGAACCAGGCCCCCCAGGGCUCCCUGGAGAACGGAGGUUAGGUCCACCCGGAAUUAAAGGACCGAUGGGAAACCCUGGGAUAGCCGGGGUCAAAGGCAUGCCGGGGGUUCAGGGUCCUCCCGGCCCCCCGGGGCCCCCAGGUCUCCCAGGGACCUUCAUUAACGGGGCGGUCACGGGAAUAGCUAGUCUGGACGGAACCGUGGACGGAGCAACUAUCCCGGAAGAUAGGAAACCUGGGAAAUUUUACUACGGGAGAGGAGACCUCACUGGCCAAGCAGCUCCUGCUUUCACAGCAAUCCUGUCCAAACCCUUCCCACCCUCAGGGUCACCCAUCAUGUUCGACAGGAUUUUGUACAAUGGGCAGAAUGGCUACAACCCGGUGACAGGAUUGUUCACGUGUAAAAUACCAGGCAUCUACUACUUUGCUUACCACGUGCACGUCAAGGGGACCAACAUCUGGGUGGCUCUGUAUAAGAAUAACGUGCCGGCAACAUACACAUAUGACGAAUACAAGAAAGGGUUCCUCGAUCAGGCAUCGGGAAGUGCUGUGCUGGAACUUAGAGAAAAUGACCAGGUUUGGGUGCAGAUGCCUUCAGACCAGGCAAAUGGAUUAUAUUCCACUGAAUACAUCCACUCUUCCUUCUCAGGGUUCCUACUCUGCCCCACAUAACAUUGAUCGACUUGCACUAGCGGAUAUCUAUCUAGCCGUAGUCGUAAACUUAUCAGGAGGAACGGAGUUUUCACUGGAAGUAAAAAAAAAAGCACAAGUGUUAUUAUAUGUUGCUGCAGCUUUCCAGUAUUAAAGAAACAAAGUCUUAAAAUGUCAGCCUCUGGGUGAUUGAUGAGUGACCGAUAAAGUACCACAGCCAAACUUCAGAUGUCCCCCAGCGACUGCACAAGUCUUCAGCUUAUGGUGAAAUGGAAUUAAUGUGGAACUAUUGCUUCUAUAUCAGUGAUUCUCACGGUAAAACCUGUUUCAUUUGUAAUGAAAUGAAACUUCACUCCGAUGCAGAUGAUACUUGUAACUUCUUGUGCCUAAUUUUGAAUGAUGUUUUACCGUAAGGAUACAUUUCCUGGUGUCCACCUUUAUACUGUCGACCCCAUUCAGUUACCAUAUUGCAAGUUGUAUUCUACUUAUUAUUCUAAUAAUCAUAUCUUUUCAAGUGCAAUACGUAGUCAGUGGGGCUCCAUUGUAAAUUCAGACAACUGUGUGCACUGUGUACUGAGUGAGGAUUUAAUGCGUUGUAGAAUGUUAUAAUAAUUUGGUCAUUCAAUCCACGACUGUUUGUGGGAC